AUGGCGCAGGAAUAUCAGAGAGAGCUUCGUGUGGUGAUGUUUCCCUGGCUUGCCCACGGUCACAUAACGCCCUUUCUUGAGCUUGCCAAAAGCCUGGCCACUCACGGUCUUAAAAUCUUCUUCGUCUCAACUUCACUGAAUAUCAAACGGAUUAAGCCGGAAGUGUUGGAUGCACCGGGGAUAGAGAUGGUGGAAUUGGCGAUGCCCUCCGUGGAAGGGUUACCACCAGGCGUAGAGUCCUCCGCAGACGCUGCCAAUACAGGAGAAGCGCCACUUCGAAGCUCUGUUGCAACACCUCUCACCAGACUUUGUGAUCCACGAUUUUGUGCAACACUGGGCUCCUCCUUCAUGGAAGGGCUGCUAGACAUCACACGUGAAAACCCAACGGCCCAGGAUCUGACCGUCCCGCCGCCCGGAUUCUCUUCACUGAUUAGUCGGCGUGAAUUGUUUGAAGGUGAGAGGGCCCUGGAGCUAUAUGAAAAGCAUUCAGAUGGGCUUAGCGUCGCUGACCGGGGCAGCAUCUGCGUGCGGGAGAGUUGGGCAGUUGCAUGCAAUACGUGUUUGGAGUUGGAAGGGGUGUACGUUGAGUAUUUGCAGAGCCUCAGAAAGCUGUCGGUUUUCCCUGUUGGAAUACUCGUGCGUGAACUCCCGCCACUCCCCAUUGAUGACAUUUGCUUGCAGUGGCUUGAUAAGCAGCCCCCUGGUUCGGUAGUGGUGUUGGCUUUUGGCAGCGAGUACAUUCUCACACAGCAAGAGCUCGCCGCAAUUCGAGUGGGUUUGCUUGAGAGCAGCGUAUCGUUUCUUUGGGUUCUGCCUGGCGGAGAAGAUAGGUUGCCAGGGUUCCAAGAUCAGAUUGGGGUAUGUUAG
Cryptomeria japonica (Japanese cedar) is the source of this 867-nucleotide messenger RNA. Its product is annotated as anthocyanidin-3-O-glucoside rhamnosyltransferase-like. Bases 1 to 867 code for a protein of 288 amino acids. The record is from RefSeq and is a predicted model, not a curated record. The transcript has 2 exons. Lineage: Eukaryota; Viridiplantae; Streptophyta; Pinopsida; Cupressales; Cupressaceae.